AUGAUCGACUACAGCAGCUACCCGCACAUCAUCGACCACAUUCUCUCGCUGUCCGCGCGCCCAGAACUACUUGUCGUGCGCCAAACAAGCCAUGUGUUUCGGGACAAGGCCGACGCGCUCCUGGCCGCCCAUGUUGCUGUCCGCGUCGACUCUGGACGGGUAGUCGUCGAAGCAAAGCAUGUCAGCGGCGAGGGUGCGUCGUCUUCCGUCUCCAACCUCCGUCUACCUGCUCUUGCACCAUUCUCAACGGGCGCCGACGGCGAGCACGCUGUGCUCCAAACGCGCGUCCUCCCCCAUGUCCGAACUUUCGACCUCGACCAUUCGGCAAUGUACCCUCUCGACCCAGAUGCUGUAGGGCUUGCAGCCCGCCUCCCGCGCGUACACACGUUUAGGGGAUCCUACGACACAAACUCGCCCACGACCCUCCUUACCGCGCGGGUGCGACGGGGUCGGAGCUCAUGGUCGGACCGCAUCCAACUCGUCAUCAACGUCUGCACGGAUGUGUGGACGCUCCACCUCGCUGAAGAACUCUUUACGGCUGUCCAGGCCGUCUUUGCGCCGUUGUUGGCGGACUCGCCGGACGUCGUGAUCUUGUACGGGGCCAAGAGGUACGCGGCGUGGUCGCAGCGUCCCGGCGGGCCGGACUCUAGCUACGAAGGACUCCGGCUUGCUCUGGCCAGCUUUGUGGCCCAGAGACCGGGUUUGCGAGUCGCGCUUGUGGGCUUUGACGGCAUCGAACUUGUGCGCACGCACACCCGUACGGGCGACGAGGACGAGGACAAGUACGAGUUUGUCAACUGUCCCCGGCUCAUGCGGUCACCGGCCAACCACGACCUCGACGUUGCAUACUACACGCGUAAAGAGUAUCGGUCCCUCAUCGGCCUCCAGCGCUACGCUGCGCAGACGACUGUGUCUGGCGAUAUCUGGUCGUUUGACCACGAGGUCAUCCUCCUCGGCCCUGCCGGCCGGCAAAAGUACAAGGUCAAGGGCGCGACGCUCGUCAAGUGGAUCGCGUAUGAUUACUGCAUCAUGACAGAUAUCGACACGGGGCGUUCGGCCCGCAUGAGCAUGACGCUGGAGGGAGAGACGUUCGCUGGUGAGGCGAACGUCCUGGACAUGGGUCUCGAACAUGGCGACCAUGUCCAGGUCGUAGAGGUCUAG
Messenger RNA from Apiotrichum porosum, 1161 nucleotides. RefSeq lists its product as uncharacterized. The transcript has a single exon. The record is from RefSeq and is a predicted model, not a curated record. NCBI's taxonomy places the organism in Eukaryota, Fungi, Basidiomycota, Tremellomycetes, Trichosporonales, Trichosporonaceae. Bases 1 to 1161 code for a protein of 386 amino acids.